Molecule: messenger RNA, 3064 nt
Organism: Xiphias gladius (swordfish)
Lineage: Eukaryota; Metazoa; Chordata; Actinopteri; Istiophoriformes; Xiphiidae
Gene: elac2
Product: elaC ribonuclease Z 2
Exons: 24
Coding region: 209-2875 (888 amino acids)
Biological process (GO): mitochondrial tRNA 3'-end processing
Cellular component (GO): mitochondrion
Molecular function (GO): 3'-tRNA processing endoribonuclease activity
Source: RefSeq, a predicted model, not a curated record
AUGAGCGAUGAGACGUCAAGAACGUCAUCUUUAGAUGCCGGAAGAAGAGUCAAGCGUGUCCUGUAAGGUCUGAAUGUGCAUGCAGCGUCCUUAAGGUAAUAAAUGCAUCCAAAAGCGUUUAGAAAUGUAUGUCCAGGCGUCGACUCAUUGCUUUUACGUGUGACCCCUAGAUACUGGCUAUUUUAAAUAUUUGGUGCCGUUUUUUAUUAUGAAUACGGCCUUUUUGAAGCUCCGGUGCUUAACGUUUCUGUUUGUGAAAGGCAGAGCUCUCCCUGCUGCCCCGCCGCCGCUCGCAACCUGGGAUACUCGGACUGUUUCCCAAUUUUUCCGAACGAUGGCGACCAGUAAUAAUAACAAUAGUAAUAAUGGUGGUGAUAAUAGGACUAAAAAUGAUAACAAUAACCCGGGGACGAGGCAGCCGCUGGGUCAGAAGAAAGCCAAGCAGAAGGAUCCGCUGCGGAGACUGAAAACCAGAGAGAACAGGGGCAAACGAGGAGACGUUCACGGACCGUCCACGGUGUACCUGCAGGUGGUUGGUGCUGGAAGCAGAGAUAAUCCUGCGUCACUUUAUGUCUUCUCCGAGUACAACAGGUACCUGUUCAACUGCGGUGAAGGAACACAGAGACUCAUGCAGGAACACAAACUGAAAGCUUCUCACUUGGACAACAUCUUCCUGACCAGACUGAGCUGGGAGAAUGUGGGAGGUUUAUCAGGGAUGAUAUUAACUUUGAAGGACACCGGUGUUCCUGAGUGUGUCCUCUCUGGACCUCCACAGCUGAAGAACUACGUGAAUGCCAUCAAGUCAUUUUCCGGACCACUGAAAGACAUCAAGCUGUCGGUUCGGCCGUACACUGAAGAGGCUUACACAGACGAUACAAUGACGGUUUAUCAAGUGCCGAUAUUUGCCGAGUCGAGGGGCCGUGGUUUAAAGCUCUCCCCCAGGUCAAGCAACCCCCCUCGAAGUCCUGCCUCUCCAAGGAAAGACGACAUUCACCGUAACAGCUGCCAAGAGAAUCCGGGCAGUCCAGGUGAAAGACGACCGGCGACUAGAGACACGUCUUUGGUGGUUACCUUUGUCUGCAAGCUUCACCCCAAGAAAGGAAAUUUCUUGGUCGCCCAAGCCAGGGAGCUCGGACUGCCCGUAGGCACAGCAGCUAUCGGUCCACUCAUCGCAGCUCUGAAGGCUGGGAAAAGUAUCACGUUCGACGGGAAAGAGAUCCGGCCUGAGCAGGUUUGCACCCCCACUGACCCAGGACCAGUCUUUAUUAUUGUGGAGUGUCCGUCUGAGGAGUUUGUCAAAGCCGUUUGCACCAACCGGCAACUGAGAAGAUACCAAACAGGAGGGACAGAGGACCCCGCUGUGCUGGUGGUCCACAUGACUCCAGAGUCCGUUUUGAAAACAGAUCAAUACAAAGAGUGGAUGGAGAGGUUCCCAUCCACAACAGAGCACCUGAUCCUUAAUGAACAAGUCUGUACAGACCACAACAUCAGAAGUCACAAGAUUCAAGCCCAGCUGAACAUGAUUCACCCAGAGAUCUUUCCAGAACUCAAGUCCUACAAAACAAAGGAGCCUCAGGCUGCCCUGCACGUCCCCAACGUCAGAGCCGAGUGUCUGCUCAAGUUCCAGCUCAGACCCGUAAUGGAGUGGCAAAGAGAUGCCAUCCCCUCCUGUAACACCGAGGAGUUUGUGAGAGAGGCUUCUGAGGUCCCGAACUUUCUGGAAGAAGUGGAAAGGUGCAGGAAGAUUUGCUCCACUGACGCUGCGGAGCUUUCUGGGCAAGGAGAAAAAUACCCAGAGGUGGUUUUCUUGGGAACGGGAUCGGCUCUUCCAAUGAAGAUCAGAAAUGUCAGCGGCACUUUAGUUAAUAUCAGCCCGAGUCAGUCGCUACUGUUGGACUGCGGAGAGGGAACCUUCAGUCAGCUCUGCAGACACUACGGGGACGAUGUGGAUGACGCUCUCUCCAAGAUAUCCACCGUCUUCAUCUCACACAUGCACGCUGACCACCACACGGGGCUGCUGAAUUUGCUGUACCAGAGGGAAAGAGCAAUGGCAACUUUAGGAAAGGAGUUCAGCCCCAUCUACCUGAUUGCUCCGGGCUUGAUCAUGACCUGGCUCAACCAGUAUCACGACCACUGUGAGGAGAUCCUCAGCCAUAUCAACAUCGUCCCCAACGCGUUUCUAAGUGGUGGUGGUGCCGAGGCGCCCAAACAGUGGACAAAGUCCUUCAUCAGGGCUGCGUUGCUGAAAAAGAACGAUCUGAAGGAGUUCCAGACAUGCAGAGUGCAUCACUGUGAGAACGCCUUCGCCUGCAGCUUCACUCACCAGUCAGGCUGGAAACUGGCCUUUUCCGGGGACACCAUGCCCUGCGAUGCGUUUGUACACAUCGGAAGGAAUGCAACCUUAGUGAUACACGAGGCCACGCUGGAAGACGGGCUGGAGGUGGAGGCUGUAGAGAAGAGGCACAGCACAACCUCCCAGGCCAUCGGCAUCGGCAUGAAGAUGAACGCUGAGUUCAUCAUGCUGAACCACUUCAGCCAACGUUACGCCAAGAUCCCCCUCUUCAGUGAAGACUUCAGCGACAAAGUGGGAAUAUCAUUCGACCACAUGAGAAUUCGCCGUGGAGACUUCAAAAUCCUCCCCAGACUCAUUCCUGCACUCAAAACUCUCUUUGCCGAGGAGAUCGAAGAGAUGGAGGAGAGAAGAGAGAGGAGGGAGCUGAGGAAUCCCAGAGGAAGCGGCUCUGAGGUGAGCAGGGAGCAGAAGAUGGCCGAAGCGGCGGAGGCGGGCCGAGGCGCCAAACGCGACCAGGAGGAGGCGGCGACAGAUGACGUAGAAACGAAGAGACAAAAAACCUCCUUCAGCAGUACCCACUGAAACAGGAGCUCAGAGGAAAUCACUUCAACUGAGAGCUUCUUGAGUUAUUUUAUUUAAAGGAUCUUGAGUUUUUUAUUUGGAUUGCGUGAUUUGAUUGUGGAAAACUGAUGUAUAUUUCUUGCGUUGGAGUGUACAAUGCUAAGCUAUCAAUAUAGUUUUUUGGUUUUCAUUAAAGUGCAUGAAGCAAUA